AAACGCUGCUCUUCCUUUGAAAAAUAGACAUUCAAUUAAGACCAAAUUUUAGUAAAAAAUUAUAGUACUUAUUUUUAUUUAUCGUUUUACCAAACAUUUAUUAAUUGUGAAAACCUGUUUAUACAACCAAUUUAUAUUGUGUUGAAGACCACAGUCUGUGAAGAAUCUGAAUGUGUUGUUCAGUGUGUUGAAGACUAAGAACUAAAGUUUCAUCUGUUUCUACAGGGAUUUUAGUGAAAAAGUACUAAUGGAAUUUUAAAUUCCUUUUCUUAUGUAAUCUAGGGUGCCAAUAUGUAUAGAAAAUGUAUAGAAAAUUUUGCGCUUUCAACAGCCCAGGGACAACGCUAGGUGCCGCGAUAUUCGAUGACCCAAACUCUUCAAGAAAAUGCAAAAUGUUUCUCCACGUAAACAAUUACCAUGGAUCAAUUUGAAAACUGAACUCAAAACUUGUCAAAGCUUCAAUUUCUCGAAUCUACGAUGUUGGCGUUGAAACUGGUGCAAUGCCAACUAACUCUAAGUAAGAGUAAUUAACGUCUAAUUAGCCAGCCCAUCAAUGACGGUAGCUGAGGGGCACGCUUCUUCGACAUCGAAUAUAGAAUGGUUCCUUAAGAACCAAGCAUACUAUCUAUUAUAGUCUCGAAAGAAAUAUCAAGAAAUUGUACAACUCAAAGGCGUAUUUUUAAUAAUAAUUGGAUCUCAAGUAAUAAAAAUGAAGAGUGAAAUAAAACUCUUCUCAAGCAAGAACUAAGUUCAGUGUGCUAGAUUCUCUCAAGUUUAACUGCGCAGUUGAUAAAAUUGAAGUAAAAAAUCGACACUAGCAAAAAAUAAAUAAAUAAUGGAGGAAAGACAAUCUGCGAUCAUUUCCGAAGCAGGAACGAAAUCACCAUCUCCAGUGCCAGGUUCAUCGAAUACCCUGAAUGCAAUGCAACCACCAAUUCUGACUGUCACACCUGGUCGUAUUUUACGUUCUCCAAGCCACGAAAGUGUCACGACCGAUUUAUCCUUGUUCAGUGUUUCUUCAAUUGCCAGUGAUGCCAAAUGUGGCAAUAAACUGGUCACCUUUAAGUCAUACAGCGAUGUGCAACUUUCAGGCAGAGACCCUUCACCCAAUCCAGACUCUCGUCAAAUCCAGGACAACAGGCCGGCAGAUAUACCAGAAAUCCUAUGGUUCGAGGAAGAGACGGAUUUGAUUCGCAGUUGCGGAGCUUUGUCUUCAGCUUUAGGUCUUCAAAAAAGCUUCAGCACUAGUGAUGUGUCGCAACUUCCUAAUCCGGAUGCAUGUGGUCUUCGUGGAUUAAGAUCAGCAGUUUCAACUCAUGCUCUCGACUUCGCUCAUCGAAAUAAUCUUCUUCUAGAACAAGCAGGACUUGACCAUGCCUCCAGAUCUUGUAGCACCUGGGUAGCAGUGGGCGAUGUAGCUAGUACUUCUCAAUUACCAAGUCCACAUGGAGGAAGCGAGCAGCUUCCGCUCGCUCCAUCUCAUCCGCAACCGAUUCCAUUCUCAGCAGCAGAUCUUGUUAGAUCUGUCAACAAGAAAGUUCGACAAAAUUAUAUUCGCCGUAGAUUAUUAACGACCUACCGUGCCCUGGAACGCCUAUCCCAAAGUGAAUUCAAUCUUGAUAGGCUGGAAGCUGCAGCUUCUGCUGCACAAAUAACUCCCGGAGCUUCCCUGGUUGUUCCUGGAGCACCUGUCGUUUCUGUAGGACGAAAAACCAAGGACCAUGCUUUGACGCUUAAAGAUGUCGAAAGAGAAAGAGGAAAGCAACUUUCCAAAUACGAGAGGAACAUGAUGAUUUUUAAUUGGCUACACACCCUCGAUGACACAGUCGAAGAAAGUCUUCAGUAAAAUAAAAAUCUUUUUUUACAAAUCUAUAUAAUUACUAUUGUAUGCCAUGCGAUACGAUCGUAGAAGUGGAAACUUGUGACUUUCUAACUGAGUGUCUUAAAGAUUGAAAACCCCGAAAA
Messenger RNA from Belonocnema kinseyi, 1965 nucleotides. RefSeq lists its product as uncharacterized. Lineage: Eukaryota; Metazoa; Arthropoda; Insecta; Hymenoptera; Cynipidae. The record is from RefSeq and is a predicted model, not a curated record. The coding region runs from base 836 to 1846 and encodes 336 amino acids. The transcript has 4 exons.